Messenger RNA from Colletotrichum aenigma, 1308 nucleotides. It is a transcript of the gene atB-1, whose product is annotated as Efflux pump atB. The record is from RefSeq and is a predicted model, not a curated record. Lineage: Eukaryota; Fungi; Ascomycota; Sordariomycetes; Glomerellales; Glomerellaceae. Bases 1 to 1308 code for a protein of 435 amino acids. The transcript has 7 exons. Gene Ontology annotation, molecular function: transmembrane transporter activity. Gene Ontology annotation, biological process: transmembrane transport.
AUGUCACCAGAAGAAGGCCAGUUUCUGGUCGAUUGGGACGACGGCGAUAACGACCCAUUAUGUCCAAGAAGUUACGGCAAGCUGAGAAAAUGGUUGAUCACCGUGGUGGUUUCAGUCAUGGGGCUUUGCGUUACCUGUGCGAGUUCCAUAUACACAUCAACAUACGCCAACUUGGAAGCCGAGUUUCACAACCCUAGGAUCGUAUCGACUCUGGGGUUGUCAACAUUCGUCCUCGGCCUUGCGUUAGGGCCGAUGAUGUUCAGUCCCCUGAGCGAGUUCUACGGGCGAAGGCCAAUAUAUCUCGUUUCGUCCACGUGCCACCUUCUCUUCCUGAUUCCUCAGGCGACGGCGAAGGAUAUCGUCACACUGGUUGUUCUCCGCUUCUUGGACGGCUUCUCAGGUAGUGCGUUCCAAGCUGUGUCUGCUGGGACGGUCCGCGACUUGUUCUCAAACGAUGAACUGCAGGCGCCCAUGCUUUUAUUCUCAAUCUGUCCGUUCAUCGGACCCAGCCUGGGACCCUUGGUCGGCGGGUUCAUCAACUACUACACUGGGUGGCGCUGGACGUUUUACGUGCUGAUAAUCUGGUCCUUCGUGCUAGAGUUGGGCAUCGUGUUUCUGGUUCCAGAGACGUACCAUCCCAUACUUUUGAGAAACAAGGCCCGAAAGCUUCGUAAAGAAACCGGAGAUGACCGCUGGAGAGCGGCUUCAGAGACGCAUUCCAAAUCGGUGCUUCGGGCAGUCGGACUCUCGCUCUUGCGACCCAUUCAGCUCCUGGUAUUUGAGCCAAUGUGCCUGUCUCUCUGCUUGUUCUCGGCCUUGCUCCUUGGCAUACUCUACCUAUUCUUCGGUGCUUUCCCUCUCGUAUUCAGGGAGACCUACGGCUUCAACCUGUACCAGAUUGGGCUCAGCUUUUUAGGUAUCCUGGUCGGUAUGUUGCUUGGCCUAUCCACUGACCCGGUGUGGUCUAGAGUCAGGGUACGACUCAUCUUGAAGAACAAGGGCCAGAGUGAAAAUGCGGACAGCAGCGAGCCCGAGUUCCGGCUUCCACCCGCAAUGUUUGGCUCUGUGCUUGUGCCUGCGGGUAUCUUCAUGUUUGGUUGGUCAAUGUACCCUUGGGUGCACUGGAUAGUUCCGAUUAUUGGUACAGCAUUGUUCGGAGCGGGGAAUAUUCUUCUUUUCACUGGAAUCUGGACCUUCCUCGUGGAAGCAUAUCCCAGAUACGCUGCUAGUGCGCUCGCGGCCAAUUCUUUCGUUCGUUGCACUGCGGCAGCUGCAUUCCCCCUCUUUGGCAACCAGAUGUAUACUUAG